Molecule: messenger RNA, 2913 nt
Organism: Vigna angularis (adzuki bean)
Lineage: Eukaryota; Viridiplantae; Streptophyta; Magnoliopsida; Fabales; Fabaceae
Exons: 9
Coding region: 305-1276 (323 amino acids)
Cellular component (GO): membrane
Source: RefSeq, a predicted model, not a curated record
UGCCUUCAAAAAUUCAUCAUCAGUCUUCUUAUCUAUCUCACCUUAGUUUACACUCAUUCUUUCCCAUCCCACCUGAGUUUCAAUUUUCUGAACAACAAUCUCAUCUCAAACUUCUGCUUCAGUUCUGAUUACAUUCAUCUGUGAAGUAGCUCAUACUACAUUCUUUUCUAACAAUGUGCUAGAGUGUUGUAAUUGGAACUGAAUGUUAUAAAUUGAAAAGGGUAAUCAAAAGCAUGAUCCUCCCACCACUGUGCCUAGUGUUGUUCUAAGAAAGUCAUCAAGAAGAACAUUUAUUUCUGAAGCCAUGAGUUUCUUAUCCUGGCCUUCUAGCCACUCAUGGCAACCCACCAAGAGUGCAGACACCACUGCCUUAAGUUAUUGGUUGAACUGGAGGUUCUUAUUUUGUGCUCUAUGGAUUUUAGGAUCCAUGGCUCUGGCAUUUUUCUUGAUAUUCAAGUACGAAGGAUUCAACAAAUCAAGAUCAAACAGUGUUGAAAGUGAAGGAGAAGAAACAGAAUUGUUACAUGAGGAUGAGGCAUGGAAUACCUGUCUCAUAGGAAUUGAUCCUUCAUGGCUGCUAAUUUAUAGAGUAAUUUGUUUUAUUGUGCUUUUGGCUUUGAUCAUUGCCAGUGUUGCAGCAGAUGGUGCAGUCAUAUUUUACUUCUACACUCAAUGGACCUUUACAUUGGUGACUAUUUACUUUGGGCUAGGAUCAUAUUUCUCCUUAUAUGGAUGUUCCCUGAAACAAGAUAAAAUCACAGUGAAUGAUGCAGAAGUUGGUAUUGUUACCCAUGAUAGAAAAAUUGCUUCUUUAUGGGGUUACGUUUUUCAAAUUAUAUUUCAGAGUUGUGCAGGUGCUGUAGUGUUAACGGAUUCAGUGUUCUGGUUCAUCCUUUAUCCUCGUCUCAGCUCCUCCAAAGAUUAUAGUGUUGAUUUUUUGGUUUUUUGCAUGCACUCAAUUAAUGCGCUUUUCCUCCUCGGUGACACGUCAUUGAAUUGCAUGAGAUUUCCAAUGUUUCGAUUUGCAUAUUUUGUGUUGUGGACGGCUACUUUUGUGAUUUUUCAGUGGAUCAUCCACGUUUGCGUUUCACUUUGGUGGCCUUAUCCUUUCCUUGAUCUAUCCUCUCCCUAUGCACCCUUAUGGUGUAAUGUUCAAAUUCAGGUACUUGGCUGUGGCUUUGAUGCACUUUCCAUGCUAUGGCGUCUUUGUUUUAAUAAUAAGGAUGAAACACUUGUGGCUAUCAACAUCAUUUCCUGGCUCUUCCCGCUUUGUUAGGUGAAAUGACUGAUUUUGAAGAUCAGAACUAGAUUAUUCCAGCUGCUAUGUAAAUUCAUCCCUACCACUUUAAUUCUGUAACGUGUUUGACAACUAGAAGCAGCUUUUUAUAGCUUCUACAAUCUUUUAUAUUAUAGCUUUUUAGCACAUUAUCUGAAAUGUUCUUUAAACAUGUACACAGACAAAGAGGAUAAUAUUUCAUAAUCGUAAUUAGCAUAAAACAUGUAUCAUCAUUUCAUAUCAAACAUGGUUUGGUAUCUCAGGACAAAUGUCCAUGCAUAUUUAAUGCAUCACCACUAAAUUGAACAUCACAAUACAACUCUUAAGAAAUAAAUUUAUUAGAACGACCGCAGAUAUUAAAAGCAUUGUCUUGGUGCUUUGUAAGCUUAUUUACUUUAUAUUUAGAAUGAAGAUUACGGUAAUAUAUAUUUAUGCUAGAUAUUAUUUACUUGUGUAUAUAACAAGCAAGUCGGUAUUAUCCGUUCCCUUAUUCUUAAGUAAAGAGGGUCUUUGUAGUUGUUUGCUUGCAUCAUAGGGUAACAUUUUGCUACUAAGAUAUCAUAAAAAUUUUAUAAAGUGUGUCCAUGGAUAGAUGAAGCCAGAUAAAAGGAAAAGGGUAGCCAAAAGAUCAGAAAGGAAUGUCAUCACUCAUAUAGAAGACUCCAAUUAUUUACAACUAGUUUUCUCCAUGUAUCUUCUGAAAUAAAUACCACAUGAAACACUACAAAAAUAUUAAAUUUUAGCAGAGGUUAUUUUCGGGGGUUAUAGAAAACCCCCUUAAGUUUCCAACAGUUUUUAAAAAACCGCACUUAAAUAUUUUUUUUAAUUUUUUUAAAAGAAUUUCUGGCCGUUCCUAAAUAAUCCGCCCCUAAGUGAAAUUUCUUUUUUAAUUUUCCAACCCUCAGACAUUUCCUUCUUCACUUCCAACCCUCUCCCUUUUCCCAAACCCUAUUUCUUCACUUCCAACCCUCUCCCUCUUCCCAAACCCUAGAAAAUAUUCCAUCAAUGUUGCCAUUUUCGUUGUUGGUGGAAGCUAGCGUUGGUGGGCGUUGCUUUCUGACGGCCAUUUUCAUCCGAAGGUGGCGACAUCUCCCCACCGUGAACUCGAUUCUUCUCCGUUCCCUCAAGGAUCACUAUCAAGAAGCCGCCAAAAUGAACAUGCUCCUGUAAUCUCUCUCUCACUCUCUUUGUCUGUUAGAGUUUUACUCUAGGUCUAGACACAACUACUCUAAACUCACAAGGUUCGGUUCUGAAACGCAACUACGAUGAGGAAGGGGUAAGCGUCUACGUCAUGCGGUUGUUGGCCCCCAAGGAUGAGAUUCUAACCUGGACCAACACUUAUGUCGACGUCUCCAAACCCUUGCGGAAGGAAUCGUUGAUUUUCCUCGUACGAAGGAAUAGUUGAUUUUCCUCUACGGUUUGUACGAGGACGAUUCACUCUUCUUCAGUCUUCUAGCUGAAAAUAUUAUUUCAUGAUUUCUGAAUAGUUUGUAAAGUUUGUAUUGAUGGAGCUAAUUCGAUCUUUGUUCUUCUCUUUUUAAUUUUGAAGGAUUAUAGGAACAUAAAUCUUUAAUCAGAAUGUAGCAUGGAUCUUGCUCUGGUGUUAAACUACUCCUGUUUUAUUUUAUUUUUGCAAU